AUGUUGAAUGGUCAGUAUCACCAGCUGGGAGAGGAGGUGAUCCUGACAGACACCUGCAGUAGGAAAUGCAGCUGCCGGCAGCCUGCCCAGCCCAUGCAGUGCCAGGAUCAUGCCUGUGGGGCUCUGGAGACCUGCAGCUUUGUGGAUGGCAUCCGAGGCUGUUACCCUGUGAAAUAUGGCACCUGCUGGGUGUUUGGUCAUCCGCACUACACCACGUUCGAUGGAGUCAUGUUUGAUUAUCAAGGAGCCUGCAAAUACACCCUGAGCAAAUACUGUGGCCCCCCCGGGAAACUCCCCGACUUCACCAUCAAAGUAGAGAAUGUGCACAGGGGCUCCAUUGUAGUGUCCUGGACGCACCUGGUAGAGCUCAAUGUCUACGGUGAGCGUAUUGCCAUAGCAGCAGGACAGUAUGGCCAGGUGCAGGUGAAUGGAUCUCUGGUCAAUCUUCCCCUGGUCCUUGCAUCAGGUAAACUCUAUGCCUAUUUCAGCGGCUCAUCUGCUGUGGUUCAGACGGAUUUUGGCCUUUCUGUAUCCUAUGACUGGUCCUACUAUGUGUUGGUUUCUGUUUCUGAGGCCUAUUCUGGGUUCCUCUGUGGACUUGGUGGAGACUUCAAUGGGAACCGGAGCGAUGAUUUUCGAACCCCAAACGGUUCUGUGGUCCAUGAUGCCAUCACCUUUGGCAAUAGCUGGAAGGAUGCCAAUUCCCCUUUUCACUGCACGGCCGUAGGGCUCCCAGCCCAAUGUAACAAAGUAGAACUUGCCCAGUACAAAUCUCAGCAUUACUGCGGGGUCAUCACGGAUCCUACUGGGCCUUUCAAAGAGUGUAGCCAGCCAGCUGACGCUCAGGUUCACUUUGAGAGCUGCGUGCAGGAUGUGUGCACAACUCGGGGCAGCAACAAGACCCUGUGUGAAGUGCUUCGCAGUUAUGCCCAGCAGUGCCAAAGUCGUGGCAUUGCCAUUGAGCCGUGGAGACAGCGGGCUGGGUGUGAGCUAAUCUGCCCCAUCAACAGCCACUAUGAGCUCUGUGGACCUUCCUGCCCGGCCUCUUGUGCCCACCCAGCUGUGCCCUCCCGCUGCCGGACUGCGUGUGAAGAAGGGUGCCAGUGUGACCCUGGCUUUGUGCUGAGUGGCACUGACUGUGUGCCUCAGGGGCAGUGCGGCUGCACCCACAAUGGCAGAUACCACCUGGCAGGGGAAAGCUUCUGGGAAGGAGAAAAUUGCCAGAGAUUGUGCAGAUGUGACGGCUCCUCCCACUCUGUCCAGUGCUCCCGCUCUGCCUGUGCCCCUGGGGAAUUCUGUGGCACUCGAAAGGGGAUUUAUGGGUGUCACAAGCGAACCAACGGCAUCUGCUGGGCUUCUGGGCUGCCCCAUUACACGACGUUUGAUGGGAAGCGAUACAAUUCCCAGGGCACCUGCAAAUAUGUCUUUGCUGAACUGUGUGGGGCAUCACAGUCCUUACCCUUCUUCAGAGUGGAAGUGAAGAACGGAAACCUGCCCCAUGUUCCUGUGGCUGUGACCUCAGAGGUGUUUGUCCUUGUGAAAAGGACGGAGAUCCAUCUGCAGAGAGGGCACCAUGGGACAGUCAAGAUUGAUGGGGUGACUCUGACUCUCCCGGUGCAUCUCCAGAGAAGAGGAAUCGUCGUUUAUCAGGACGGGUUUCAUACUGUUGUGCAGGCCGACUCUGGUCUGAGUGUGAGCUACGACCUGGCCCACAGCCUCUUUCUCAGCCUCCCUCCUGAGUACCGAGGCCAGACCUGUGGGCUGUGUGUGAACCUCAAUGGAGCGGCUGAAGAUGAUUUUGUGAUGCAGAACGUCUCCCAUGGGAAGGAGGCCUUCCACUUGGCUUUGGCUGGGAAGUCGGAGGAUGUCCCUGGCUGUGACGACGGCUGCCCUGAUUCCUGCCCUUUGUGUGAAGAUGAGGAAAGUUUGGUGCAGUCCAAGUCCCGGUGCUGGGUGAUCCAGGACCCUGAUGGGCCGUUCUCCUCUUGCCAUUCCCAGAUUGACCCAGGCCACUAUCUGUCUGAUUGUAUCUUUGACCUGUGUGUGUCAAGAGGGGAGAGCAGUGCCCUGUGCGAGUCCAUUCAGACAUACGCAGCCGCCUGCCAGAGAGCGAAUGUCUCCAUCUCACCUUGGAGGAACGAGACUUUCUGUGCUCCCUGUGUUCUGAAGGGUGUUUCUGUAAUGACGGGUACCUGCGGAGUGGGGAUCAGUGUGUCCUGCCAGGGCAUUGUGGCUGUGAGCAUGAUGGACGCUAUUAUGGGCUGUAACCCCGGCCAGCAGUGUGCAGUGAAGGACGGGAGGCUGGGCUGCCAGAGCCAGCUGAGCACCUGCACGGUGACAGGGGACCCUCACUACUUCACCUUCGAUGGGGCUGUGGCCCAUUUCCAGGGCACGUGCGCCUACGAGAUCUCACACACCUGCAACUCCUCCCUCGACGUCUCCUUCCGGGUGGUGGCUGCAAACAGAAAUUUCCGGAAUCCCCGGGUCUCCUUCAUUUACCGAGUGGAACUUUGGCUCCGAACUGGCCAUUUUCAUUCCCAUGUCGUUCUGGAGCGAGGCAAAGACGUUCUGGUGAGUUGA
Molecule: messenger RNA, 2580 nt
Organism: Gopherus evgoodei (Goodes thornscrub tortoise)
Lineage: Eukaryota; Metazoa; Chordata; Testudines; Testudinidae
Product: IgGFc-binding protein-like
Exons: 6
Coding region: 1-2580 (859 amino acids)
Source: RefSeq, a predicted model, not a curated record